AUCCAGGUCUCUUUACAUAUACUCACCCCACUCAACCCUUUUUGUUCCGUUCAACUACUCAACUUUGUUAAUAUAAUAAUGGCUGCAGUCGAUACCACAAAAAUCUUUAGAACUGACUUGUUUAACGGCAAGGUUUUGCUAUGCUCUGGGGGCGGCAGUGGCAUUUGUCGUGGCAUGACAGAAGCAAUGGUCACUCAUGGCGCAAAGGCUGUCAUUAUUAGUCGAAAUUUCGAAAAGUUACAAAAGGCAGCGGAAGAAAUGAGCAAGGCUACCAACGGCGAGGUUAUCCCUGUCCAAGCCGACGUGCGUAAACCCGAAGAUGUCGAACGAGCAGUUGCCAAGACGAUCGAAAAGUUCGGCCGGAUCGACUUUCUGAUCAAUGGUGCUGCCGGUAACUUCUUGGCACCUUUCGAUGGUCUUUCUUACAAUGCUUUCCGAACCGUCAUUGAGAUCGACUUGCUUGGCUCGUUCAAUUUGACAAAGGCUACCAUGCAGCACCUUCGUGCAUCCAAGGGCUCUAUCAUCAACGUCAGUGCAACCCUUCAUUAUACCGGUACCAUCUUCCAGCAGCAUGCAGGUGCUGCUAAGGCUGGCAUUGAUGCCUUGACCAAGCAUUGGGCAGUCGAGCUGGGUCCUUCUGGUGUUCGCGUAAAUGGCAUCGCACCUGGUCCUAUUGCUGCCACUGAGGGAUUAAGCCGGUUGGCCGGUGAUUUGACGGAUCCUCAACAAAUCCCAGUUCAGCGUGUGGGUGAGGUGAAGGAUAUUGCACAGGCUACCGUAUUCCUGUUUUCAGAGGGCGCCACUUUCAUCACUGGCCAAGUUGUUGUCGUUGAUGGUGGACAUUAUCUUCAAACAAGCAACCCUGCUUAUCCUGACAGCGUUCUCGCCUCAGUACCAGACUCGAAGCUCUAAAUUUUGUUAAUUAAACAUUAUAAUACUACCACUUUCACCCAAGUUUUUUUCUCAAUUACUUUUUAUCAUUGGAGAAAGACAUCCUUGAAAAAUCAUGGUGUAAAAAUGUUGGAUGAAAAGAAGUGGUUAACUGUAAAGUUAAGUUUAUUUAUUACAGUAUGUACAAGUGUAUAUCUGGAUAUGACAUUGUAUGCAGUACAAUAUGUAGGUGGUGUUAUAAGAUAACAUUGUGCUUAUGGGCAUAAAAGGUUUACAGUAAUUGUUUAGGAACUGACAGAACCCCAGCAAAGGCUUUUGACAGGCG
This is a messenger RNA of Zychaea mexicana, 1216 nucleotides long. RefSeq lists its product as uncharacterized. Gene Ontology annotation, molecular function: 2,4-dienoyl-CoA reductase (NADPH) activity. The record is from RefSeq and is a predicted model, not a curated record. The transcript is spliced from 7 exons. Gene Ontology annotation, biological process: fatty acid catabolic process. NCBI's taxonomy places the organism in Eukaryota, Fungi, Mucoromycota, Mucoromycetes, Mucorales, Lichtheimiaceae. Bases 79 to 912 code for a protein of 277 amino acids.